Entelurus aequoreus (snake pipefish) is the source of this 2515-nucleotide messenger RNA. RefSeq names its product complement factor D (adipsin) (gene cfd). The record is from RefSeq and is a predicted model, not a curated record. The transcript has 5 exons. Gene Ontology annotation, molecular function: serine-type endopeptidase activity. Bases 96 to 908 code for a protein of 270 amino acids. Lineage: Eukaryota; Metazoa; Chordata; Actinopteri; Syngnathiformes; Syngnathidae. Gene Ontology annotation, biological process: proteolysis.
CCAGGAAAGGAAAACAAGGAUGAACUCCCACUUCCUGCCUUGAAGGCUGGAACCCUUUAAAAGCCCAGCUGUGCGUGCUGUGUUGCAGCUCCAUUAUGGCGUCAGAGAAGAAGCUUGUGGUCGUGGGCCUCCUUGUUUUUGCCUUCUUCUCUCAAGGGGAGGGCAUCAUCGGGGGCAGAGAGGCAGUACCCCACUCGCGGCCCUACAUGGCGUCCAUCCAGGUGGCCGACGGCGACUUGAUGAAGCACGAAUGUGGAGGCUUUGUAGUCGCCGAUCAGUGGGUGAUGACGGCCGUGCACUGCCUUCCAACCGGGGCCAGCGGUAGGAAGGUGGUGCUUGGUGUUCACUCUCUGAGUCAGGAUGAAGACACUAAGCAGAUGUUUGACAUCAUGGAGCUUCACAACCAUCCCCAGUUCGACUCGUCCAAUUACGACAACGACAUCGCUCUCAUUAAAUUGGACCGGUCGUUCAACGCCUCAGACGCCGUCAAAGCCGUGGCGUUCCUGCGGGCGGGCGGCACCAACCCCGACACGGAUGCCGUGGUGGAUACGGCCGGCUGGGGGUUCCUGGACAACUUGGGCUCCCAGCCCGACAAGUUGAAGGAGUUGGUGAUAGAGGUGGUGGACCCGGUACUGUGCAGGCGCAGCGACUACUUUGGCAGAAAGUUCACCGCCAACAUGAUCUGUGCUCACAAGGUGUGUGAGGACCCUUGUGACAAGCCGCACAAGAAGGAAGACACCUGUGGUGGCGACUCUGGGGGUCCCCUGCUCUACAACGGCGUGGCGGUGGGCAUCACAUCGAACGGCGGGAAGAAGUGCGGCCAACUGAAGAAGCCGGGGAUCUACACCAUCAUCUCGCACUACACCCAGUGGAUCGACGGUGUCAUGGGCCUUCAGAGCGACCCCUGAGGACCACAAUGGACACGUUACCUGCCUCCAAACGCUCCGACGCACCCGUCAUAUUUACUUUAAGCUUCAAACACUCACCCUAGGAUAGUAAUCCCACCUUUUUAGCUCCUGUAAAAGCAUCAAUAAACAGCUCAUCUUUUAAGCUCUAUAAUCGUCAGUCACACAGUGAAGUAAACAAUAGAGAAGUGCGUCGAAAUUGUAAAUUGUUGCUGGUUAGUUUGCGGGCAAAUCCUAACAUCAACAACUGCAACAAUGACAUAACAAGGAAAAAUGUCAUGUUUGAAGAGGCCACAUCUCUUUAAACUGGAAGGAAGAGGCACCUUUUUUAAUGUUGCAGGGAAAAGAAAGCGUAAUUACAAGUAAUUUGGUGUGGAAGACUUCAUGUACUCAUAUUCAGAGUUCAGUUCCAUAUAGAAGCGUACAGAGUUAAUUAAUUAAUUAGGAAGUGACAGAAAGUGUUUCUUGUGUCACGUAUUUACUCGACAAAUAAACACAAAGGUGUGCGAGCAGGGAUCCAGGCCCCCAAGCAGCCACAAAAAGACGAGGCGUGGAAAGGUGCCUAGAGCACUUUCUAGAAGGUUGAUAGUCCAGUCAGACUUCCUCCGAUCAAAUAGUCAAAUAGUCGACUAUUCUACGACAGAAUUUUUUCGCCAAGUCAUUGUCAAUUUUUAGAUUCAGCGUCUUAGGGUAAUUUUUAAGACUGAUAUAAUUUUCCAAAGUGGGGUUGGGCUGUGCAUGUACCAUUUGACUCCAGUUUCCGUGGUAAUGACUCCUAUGCUGGCUUAUCUUGAUGUGUAUUGCCGCUCGCAAAUUUGUUACUCCAGUGGUGUCCGAACUUUUUGACCUGAGGGCCGCAUUUGGCUAAAAUUAUUUGGCCAGGGACCGAAAGCCGACUGCAUGAAAACUAUAUAUAUAUAUACAAUGUGUGUGUAUCAAGCAGUUAAAAUAUGCCAAACAUGGAUAGAUGUGGGGAAUGUUUUGCAUUUUUUUCCAUUAUGCAUUGUAGUGGCUUUAAAAAUUUAUAAUUUUGAAUUAUGUAUAGUGUUUGGACAUUUUUUUUUACAAUAUUCACAAAGUUUGGUAAGCAGGAUUGUGGUGUUUGUGACCAUGUGUGUUGACUUUUUGGGUCAUAGAAGUAAAAUCUGUGCUUCAAACACUUCAAAUUUCAUAAUCGUUAAGCUGCUUUAGGGUAGAAGUUUGAACCUUUUGUGACCAGGGUGUGAGGGGUCUGCAGUGACACCCAGAGGUGGGACCAAGUCAUUGCUUUGCAAGUCACAAGUAGGUCUCAAGUCUUUGCCCUCAAGUCUCGAGUCAAGUCCCGAGUCAAGACAGGCAAGUCCCGAGUCAAGUCCAAAGUCAAGACUGGAAAGUCUCAAGUCAAGUCCCAAGUCCUGCAUUUUGAAUUUCGAGUCCUUUCAAGUCCUUUUAACCACAGACUAAUAUAUUUACACAGAUUGUGUAUGCUUUUAAAACGCUGUAUUCAUUUAUUAAAACAAGUGCAUUUGAAAUUGCAGGGGAAAAAAAGUGCUGACAUUGCACUUCAUAAUAGCACUAUUAUCCAGUAAUUUUAAACAUUUAACUCAUUCUUUUACAGAAUAAACACAUUU